Molecule: messenger RNA, 2390 nt
Organism: Theobroma cacao (cacao)
Lineage: Eukaryota; Viridiplantae; Streptophyta; Magnoliopsida; Malvales; Malvaceae
Molecular function (GO): protein binding; mRNA binding
Source: RefSeq, a predicted model, not a curated record
CCAAACACCCGCCAUUUCGACCACUCUGCCAAACGAAACUAAAGUUCCAAGAUAUUUUCCGAGCAAAAAGAGAGAAAAGACUAGAAAGAAAAUGAAAUGGCGUUAGUUCGCAAGGGUUUAGUAUCCGUGGCUAUAAGAGGUUUAAGCUCUCAAAUUAUGCUAAUCCCUUUUAAAUCUCAACGGUCGUUCUGCAACGAGCCAUCGUCUGCCGAUCCUCUUCUUAAGAAACUGCUUCAGGUGCCCAGCUCAUUAAUCAAGACGACGCUUGAUUCAGAUGAUCGUUUUGCCCUACGAAAUUCCGAAUUUUCCUGGAAUGCCCUUGUCGCCGGUCUCCCAUCUUUGUCAUCUGAGAAGGCUCAGCUGGUUUUGGAAUGGAAAUUAGAGAAAAUGUUGAAGGACAGUGAGAGAGAUUAUGAUCAAUACUUGAAUUUGAUGUCUCUCUGUGCAAAGACUCAAAAUGUUCCACUUGCAAUGCAUGUGUUCACUUCAAUGGAGGCUCAUGGGAUUAAACCAACGGCUUCUGUUUUCAAUUCCCUUCUACAUGCUUGCUUGUGUUCAAAUGAUGUGAUAACAGCAUUCAGCUUAUUUGAGAUAAUGGAGAGUUCAGAGGGCUAUAAACCAGAUGCUGAGACUUAUGAGACUUUCAUAAUUGGCUUUUCAAGUUUGGGAAAUGCUGUUGCCAUGAAAAGUUGGUAUUCGGCAAAAAAAGCUGCAGGUUAUUGUGCUACUCUACAAACAUAUGAAUCUCUCAUAUCUGGUUGUGUCAAAUCUGGUGACUUUGAUAGUGCCGACAAAUUCUAUGAAGAAAUAACGUCGAUAGGAAUAAUGCCUAAUGAGCGCAUAUUGGAGAAUUUGCUGGAAGGGUUUUGUAGACAGAGAAGGUUUAGUCAAGCUAAAGAGUUAUUGAAAUCUUUUCUGGAUGUUGGGCGGGGAAUUAGUGUGAAGAUGGCUGAGAAGAUUGUGCGUUUGUAUUCUGAAUACGGGAAGGUAGAAGAAAUGGAGGAUCUACUUUCAACUAUAGUGGAGUCAGGUCAAGUUGUUGAAGUUAUGUUGCAGGUGCACUCUGGGAUUAUAAGGAUGUAUGCCGCGUUAAAUAGAUUGGAUGAUGUAGAAUACUCAGUAGGCAGGAUGCUGAAACAAGGGUUAUCAUUUAGAUGUACUAAUGAUGUUGAGAAGGUCAUCUGCUGUUACUUCAGGAAAGAAGCUUAUGAUAGGCUAGAUAUAUUUUUGGAACAUAUUAAGGGUUCUCAUAAGCUUUCAAAAUCAACUUAUGAUUUGCUGAUUGCUGGAUAUCGAAGAGCUGGGCUUUCUCAGAGAUUAGAUUUGGUGAUAAAGGACAUGGAAUUGUCUGGGGUUUUAUAGCAUCUUAGUUGGAAAGACAGGUUCUUUUGCAAACAGAAUGAAACCAACAGUCUGUCUUUGGCUUUGACUGUGGCACUUUUGCUCAUUUAAGUAGUGAUUUAGGAUAUGCUUCCUGCACAAUAAUGCCGCAAGUCGCUAGCAGGUUUUCUGGAACCCAUCGAAUAAAACUGAGCUGACGUCUUCUGGAUUGGGACUAUUAUAUGAUGGCUGCUCAAUUAAUUGCUUGCACUAUACAUGCAAUAGAGCAUUGUUCGAAGUUAAAUUAAGUCAAAACAGUAGUGGGCUUGAUAGAGAUUAGUGAGUGUGUGAAUUGCCAAAGGCAGAGGAAAAUAUGUUAGAAAAUUGGAGACAUUUUCUCUUUGGUUGACAUCAAACUUUAGGUGCUCAUACUGAAAUUCUUUGGGGAGAUGAUCAUCCUUUGCUUGAACCAAGUCUAUGCUUUAGAAUAAUAUAUCAUCAUUGCAUUGGACAGGUUUCUGUGCAUGAGGUUUGAUGCAUCUGUUUGUAAAGGAUGGCCUAUACUGACCCUGGAGAUGAAUUUGGGCAGUAUAAGAUAAUUACUAGGAGUUAAUUGACGAAAGAAUUUCAAGAUGCCAGAGUAAGCUGUGCUGGUCUGGAUCCCUCUGCCUCUGCCUCAGCCAAAGUUUUUGAGCCAUGAGAUUACAAGAAAUGUGCCUAUUGUGCGGCUUUUCUAAGAAAACCAGUCUUGAUGGAUAAUAAUAGAAUGAUGCUUGAUGCUGUGUCGUUAUAAUUGUUCAGAAAGUAAGUGGUUUUCCUGCUUUUACGAUUAAGAAAAGCAUGGAUCUGUCAUUUUCUUCGUUCCUAAAAUCCCAUCAUGUGUCAUGAUUAUCAUGGGAAGGUUAUUCAUUGCUACUGCUAGUGCCGGAAUGGCGUUUGCAUAAUCUCCUCUUUUUUACGUAAAUUUGUCGUUAUGAGUUUUUAAAAAUUUAUGCAGAGCGCGCUUAAAUGAGUUGUUCAUUGUGAUAGGAAUAGCAUGAUUUAAUUAAUUUUGAAUCUUGUUAACUUGA